CAUACAUGUACCUAAAAAUAUUCCUAUUAUCUUGCUCUACUUUAUAGCCCUGACAACUCCCUUUUACGUACUUUAAUCAUUUUGCAUCUCACUUUCUUGAUCACCCUUUCUCAAAACCACAGAGAUCUUGAUUCUGUAGACUCACUCUUGUUUCCAAGAUGCAUCAAUCUGGCGAGACCGUACGAUUCUUGAUUCACCUCUUUAACGGAAGAUGGUUCAUGGUGUUUGCAUCUUUCCUCAUCAUGGCAUGCGCUGGAGCCACUUAUCUCUUCGGGACUUACUCCAAAGACAUCAAAUCCACACUUGGUUAUGACCAGACAACGUUGAACCUGUUAGGUUUCUUUAAAGAUCUCGGGGCAAACGUAGGAGUCAUGUCAGGACUCAUAGCGGAAGUCACACCGACUUGGUUCGUUCUAAUCAUCGGCUCCGCGAUGAACUUCGUCGGUUACUUCAUGAUCUGGCUUACCGUUACAGGGAAAGUAGCGAAACCAAAAGUUUGGCAGAUGUGUCUUUACAUUUGCAUUGGAGCCAACUCUCAGAACUUUGCAAACACGGGAGCUUUGGUUACUUGUGUUAAGAACUUCCCUGAGAGCAGAGGAGUUAUGCUUGGUUUGCUCAAGGGUUACGUUGGGUUAAGUGGAGCAAUCAUGACGCAGCUUUACUUUGCUAUUUACGGUAACGAUUCAAAGUCUUUGAUUCUAUUAAUCGCUUGGUUACCUGCUGUGGUCUCCCUUGUGUUUGUGUAUUCCAUAAGAGAGAAGAAGGUCGUGAGGCAGAGGAAUGAGCUUAACGUGUUCUACAAUUUUCUCUACCUCUCUAUCUUCUUGGCGUUGUUCCUCAUGGCUAUGAACAUCGCUGAGAAGCAAGUUCAUUUCACCAAAGCCGCUUACACGGCCAGCGCUACCAUCUGUUGUGUUUUGCUAUUUGUGCCUCUUACGGUUGCGGUUAAGCAAGAGAUCGAAGUGUGGAACAUGAAGAAGUUGCCUGUGGAAGAGCCGAGCGAAGUCAAAGUUGAGAACCCCAAGAAAGAACUUGUUCAAGAAGACAAGGAGAUGAAGUCUUGUUUCUUGACGGUUUUUAAUCCACCACCAAGAGGGGAAGAUUACACAAUACUACAAGCAUUGUUAAGCCUCGACAUGAUAAUCCUAUUUGUCGCCACGUUCUGCGGUCUAGGGUCGAGCUUGACCGCUGUAGACAACCUAGGACAGAUAGGGGAAUCCCUAGGCUACCCUAACCAUACGGUUAGCUCUUUUGUGUCUCUAGUUAGCAUAUGGAACUACUUCGGUCGAGUCUUUUCCGGUUUUGUCUCGGAAUACUUGCUCGCCAAGUAUAAACUACCCCGACCACUCAUGAUGACAUUUGUCCUUUUACUAAGCUGCGUUGGACACCUUCUCAUCGCGUUCCCUGUGCCAGGCUCGGUAUACAUAGCGUCCAUUCUAAUGGGAUUCUCUUUUGGUGCGCAACUUCCUUUACUCUUUGCCAUCAUCUCGGAACUUUUCGGGCUCAAGUACUACUCUACAUUGUUCAACUGCGGACAGCUAGCUAGCCCGCUCGGGUCUUACAUCUUGAACGUUCGUGUCACGGGGAUGCUUUACGAUAGAGAGGCCUUAAAGCAGUUGAAAGCUCGAGGGCUAACGCGAAAAGAUGUAAAAGACUUGACUUGCAUAGGAAGUCAAUGUUAUAAAUUGCCGUUUGUGAUUUUGGCUGCGGUGACCUUCUUUGGAGCUCUUGUGUCUUUGGUUCUAGCGUUAAGGACGAGAAAGUUUUACAAAGGUGAUAUUUAUAAGAAGUUUAGGGAGAGUUCUGAGUCUAAUUCUGUAUUGGUAUCUGAUUCAAGAAAGUCUUGAUGAUGAGGAAUAAAUAAUUUGUUUGUUGUAAUUAUUAUGUUGAAUUAUAG
This is a messenger RNA of Eruca vesicaria subsp. sativa (arugula), 1897 nucleotides long. NCBI's taxonomy places the organism in Eukaryota, Viridiplantae, Streptophyta, Magnoliopsida, Brassicales, Brassicaceae. The record is from the annotation of a GenBank genome assembly.